Messenger RNA from Cinara cedri, 10974 nucleotides. The record is from the annotation of a GenBank genome assembly. Lineage: Eukaryota; Metazoa; Arthropoda; Insecta; Hemiptera; Aphididae.
AAAUAUUAUCAAAAACUUAUGCAAACUUUGCCAACAAUUGAAUUGUAAAAGAUAAUAUAUUUAACAUAAACCAAUAUGUUUUUAAUAGGCAUUAUGGCAUUAGUGGCAUAAUAUUACUUUAAGGGGAUAUAAUUAAUAAAUGGAGUUAUAAUAAAAUAAGAAAAAUUUCAAUCAUCUAUAUUCUAUGGGAGUGAGCCGGUGAGGUUGUGUUGUCCGACAACUGAUAAGAAGAAAAUAAUUAAAUUGAAAUCAGGUUUACCAAAAUCAAACGUAUUAUUGUCAUUUUAUUAACUUAAUGAAUCUGUUGAACUUUUCUCUUACAUCAGUUCAACUAGUUAUGAAUUACAUUAUAUUAUUAUUCUAAUUAUACUAUUAUAACUUAUAACAGUUGGCUAUUUUACAUACAUGCUAGACUUUAGUUCCCAAAGUAUGGAUCGCAAUUAUACUUUUGGUGAGUUGCGUUAUAUUUUUAAAUAAUACAUUUUUUAGAUUCUAAGUGGAGUGAGGAAUAUAUUGGUUUUACUAUGAUCUUUAUUUUUUUUUCUAUUCGUGAACAACUUUUUUACCAGAAAUCUUUCUCCCGUUUACAAGUACUUUUUUUGAAAGGAAAUCGGACUGAAGAGGUACUUUAGAAAGGUCUUUUAUUGAUUUUCCCAAGAGAAUUCUUAAUAUAUAGUAAAAACAGGAAACAAAUGACGAAAAACGGGAAAAUAUACAAAAUGUAGGUAUUACUGCAUUAGUAAAAAAAAAAUACCACGAUAUUCUUUUACCUGUGAACAACUUUUCUACCAGCUAUUAUGUUACAAUUUACAAUGAUACUACUUUUUCUGAAAGGAAAUCUGACGGGUGUAAUUGGGUCAUUUUUUGAUUUUCCUGAGUUCCAAUAAAUCGGGAAAAAGGGAAAAUUUACGAAAUGUAGGUAUUAGAUAAAACAUAUUACAACCAUUUUUUUUUCUGUGAACAAUUUUUCUACCAGCUAAUUAGAUUUAUACUUGCAUAUGAGAGUAUGUCACUGAACAAACUUUAUGAAUCAUCCAGAAAUGAAAAAUAAACAAAAGAAAGGGUCAUUGAUAUUAUUGUUGGGUUGCCAAAAUUUAAAUUAUUUCCAAAAUGAGUCGUACUAUAAAAAGUUAGGGAACCUCUGUGCUAGAGUAUAAUAUUGUGGUUCAUGGUAAGAUUACUUUCAUUUUAAUUUUAGUAAUUUAAAAUUAACAUAAUAGUUAUAGAUAUUAUACAGAUAAAUUAUACAUAGAUAUUAUAGUAGAGGGGAAAUUGAAUGUAUAUCUCUAAGCGAAAAAAUGGUUCUGAGCGGGGUUCAGUUGAUAGUGUUGCUUUGUCAACAAUAUAUAUGCCAUAUUAUGGUAAAAUAAUUACAUAGGCAUUAUAAUAUAUUUUCUUUAAUGAUAUUUGUUUAAUAUUUUACCUAUUUUCCCGUUUUUAGCUAGUUAUGCAAAUUUGUUGAAAAAACUCGAAAAAUGAUCACUUUAAAGUAUUUCUCCAGUCCGAUUUCCUUUUAGAAAAGGUGCUACAGUUAACAAUUGGAGCAAGAUUUCUAGUAGAAAAGUUCCAUAGAGAAAAAAAAAUAAACAUCUUUGUAAAACAAUAAGCUUCUUUGCUCCACUCAGAAUCUAAAACAAUAUUGCUGGUAGUAGCUCACGUUUCUUACUUUUAGUUAUUUAUUGUUUAUUAAUAAUGAAUUGGGUCUACCAAUACUUCAUUUUAUAAAGCAUACAAUUUUGUCAACGGGGUUUCCUUUUAUUUGUCAUUGGCCGUCAAAGUCCCAGGUGGUUUAUUGUAGCGCAUGUCGUUACGAGCGUAAAUCAUUUUCAUCAUAAUUCCUACUGUUCUUUUCGACCUUUUUCGUACCGUUAAUUGGUUGGAUCAUACAUCAUUUGCGCAUCAAAAAUGUUUAACAAUAGAGGGCUGAAAGUGAUUAGGAUUAUCUAAAACCACAAACAGUUUCCUAACUUUCAGCUUAAUAUUCAGUAUUAAUAAUAUUUAAAUGUAUUUAAUACUGGAAUUUAUUUUCAAAUAUAGGUUUUAUAAGACGUAUAAAAGGUUUAAUAUAUUUCUGUUUUAAAAAUAAUAUACCCUAGAUAUAUCCAGGUGAUAUGACUAUUAGCAGUCGGUGUUAAACUUUAAAAUGGUGAGGUUUGUGUUAAAUGUAAAAAAUAUUAAAAUUUGUAAAUUCAAACCGUGGGAAAGCUGCUAUCGUUCUUAAAAAUUAUAUAUGUAUGAAAAGAAAAACGUUAGCAAAUAAAGAAAUUAUAUUAAGUGUCCAAAGAAAAAUUGUUAUAGUAUGCAAAUUUUUACUUUUUAAUAUGUUUGUAUAAUUUAUUUUUUUUAUCUACCUAUUAUAAACGGAUGGUGCCCAAAUGAUACACUGCCGUUGAUGCGCAAAUGAUGAUGACCACCGGUCGUUAUUAUCUACUAUUUUCUUUUUAGCACCUUAUAGUUGACUUCACUUCGUACAUUUGUAUCUUUUUAUUGCCUGUAUAACAUCUAUACAGGAAUGUUUACGCAGUUUGAGGACCACUGGAUUUUCUUAUCAAAUAUUGCCAGCGGUACAUACAUUUUUAAAAUACUGGAUAUCGCCGCAUUUAUAUUAUCAAACAAAACUGUCGUCAACGACGUUAACAUGACUCGAGGACGUGUGAAUUGGCCUGAGAAUUUGAGACGAUUAGUAUAGAUUGCAUAGUAUAGUAUACUUGUUUAUGAUCACGACCUUGCUCAAUGAUCAGUAAUUUAUCGAACAUUACAGACUAUGUUUUUUUAUCGUAAAUUCAGAAAAUCGCAAUUAAUUUUGUUAAGCAAAAUCACGAGUUAGUUUCUACAAAUAAUACUGAUAAUGAAUAACGAUAACGACCGACUUCCUAGUUAGAGUGCUAAUUUAUUCUAUAUUAUAAUAGUUCACUACUUUUAUUUUCAUUUAACUUCACUACACUAAUCUAUUGUAAACACAAGUUCAAUAGCAUGACAAAACAGCAAUCAUGGUCAGGGUCAGUUGUACUUCUGUAGCCAGUUUAGUUACGUUUUGGGCUGUUCGUAUCUGGUGUCCCAGCAGUCGAGCCCAAGCAGUGAGUUGAUAUUAAUAUUUUGUUCCGUUUGGUUUGGUCCAAUCACUAGUGACGCGUGAAGGGCCGAUGACGUGAGCGGCCAACAUUUUUAUCGUUUUCGUGAUAAUCAAGAAGUUAGUAAGUACUACUUUUUAUAAUAAGUUAUUUUAUAGAAUAUUGAUAUGUGCGCUCUUACAAAAUGCUCUAUUUGCUCUUAUUCAAACCACUCGUCAUUGUACGUUUCGCGAAUCAAUUUUAGUAUCAUUCCCAUAAGCGUGCGCAGGUGAGGUGACGUUUUUCGAAAUCAAACCUUGCUCAAAAAUCAUGAGUAAAAAUAUUUUUAGAGGGGGCUUAAGCUCUCAUAUUGAUUAUUUAUACUUAAUAUAAAUAACUUGUUGACGAUUUUUUAGGGGGAUGGUAGGAGCCUGGCUGAGUUUUUAUGAAGGGUAAAUAUCUUCCAAAAAAAUUUCUACUAUGCACAAAAUCAUAGGAACGUUAGUGUUUGAUAUUUAAAAUAAAUUCAUAUAUAUAUAUAACAUGUUUUUUUGAAGUUUACUUUGGCAGAAAAUCUCCCAAGGAAGACAGCUGCCUCUCCUGCUUCCCCUGUGUACACGCUUAUAACCAUAUCAUUAAUGGUUUCCCUUGCAUUAAUUUUGAAGGCUAUUCAAAUUAAAUGAAUACAAUAGUUUGUCGUUUGUUACCUAUUGUACAAUAGGUUAUGUUUGUUCAAACAUCAUAAAAUUAGACAACCGUUUGAAAUACCUAAUGGUUUGUAUUUUUCAACACUAUCAAUACUGCCUACCUAGUUUUAUUAUUGAUGUUUGCAAGUAGACUUAUGUCAACGUUUUCCUAUAAUAUAAUAACUUUUACUUCAUCUUUAAACCUACUGAAAGUAAUAAAUUAUCAUUUGAUAAUACUUACCUACCUAUGUGUUGGUAAUAAAAAUCAAUUAUCUGUUUUCAGUAUUUUGAAUACUAUUUUACUUCAAAACUAUGUGGUCGAAAAUAUUUAAAGUGAGCAAUCAUGGAUUAGUACGUGGAGUAGCCAUAUAUUCAGUGACAUGGCCAGUGAGUAGCAUAAUACAACAGUCAUUGGCACCGACUGGCAACAAAGAUAUUGAUUUAAAACGAGCAGCAAAAUUCAGCAUGUAUGGUGGGCUGUAUGUAGCUCCUACUUUAUAUGCAUGGAUGCGAUUUGCUGGUUACAUUUGGCCUUCAAUGACAAUUACUAGUCACAUUACAAAGGUAAGAGUGUAUUAGGUACUACAAUAUUAUAAUUAUAAUAGGUAGAUAAUGAGUUUAGGUAAUUAAAGAAUUAGUUAUAGGUAUCUAGGUACUACCUAGUAUAUUAUUUAAAUAAUAAUAUACUCUUUUUUACUUACAAAUAUAUUAAGUACUACAUUGCCAGUGUUUUAUUAAUAUAUAGUUUGUAUUGUUUUAUUUAAAACUAAUGACACAUAAAUAAAUUCUUAUAAUUUGACCUAUAACUUCAUUAGUUAAAAUUUCAAAACAUGUUAUGUUGAUUAUUAAAACAUUAUUUUGUAGAUGUAUAUAAUAAUUAGUAAAGUCUUACGAAAUAUAUUUAUUUUUUGUUUGUAUUAUAAUACCUGAUCUUUAUAGAUUUUAACAUGCUGAUUUUAAGCCUGAAAUUUAUCUUUAUCAUAUUUAAUUUUAUAGAACCUGGGUAUGUAAACAUAUAUAUGUAUAUAAUAAUAAAAAAUAAAUACGCACAGGUAUUUAUUGUAUAAUAAUAUUAGAUUUUAUUUUGCACAUAUUUUACACAUAUUAAGUCAAUACGAAAUGAACUAUUGCAUGUAAUUGAUUUACAUUAAAUACUUUUAUAAUCAUAUUGAUAUAACGUGCACAAUGUGUAAGAAAUAAAAAAAAAAAACAUUGAGAAUCUGAUUUAAUCUGAGUUAAUAUCUUUAGUAUUUAAAGUAGAAUAACUUAAAAACGUUUGGCUUAAAUUAUGUGUUAGAGGUUAAUGGAUUUUAGAUUUGAAUUCAGUGCACCAUAAUCUGUAAAGAUUAGAAAUCUAUAACGAAAUAUGAUUUUGAGGAGCAAAGUUCAGUUAUAUGUGUUUAGAAAUUUCGAAAAUUAAUUAUAAUAAUCUUGAUAUUACAUGCUUGUAGACAGGCUGUAACACAAAGAUCUGACAACUGAAAUCAUUUUUGAUCUGUUCAUAAUUUUUAAAAAUUGUUCGUGUUAUAAUUAUUAGAAAUUUGCUCUAUCUUUGCACCUUACUCUGUUUUAUUUUUUUCUUCUAAUAUCAUCUCAAAUAGAUAGAAUUUAUUUUAUUUGUGUUAAGAUUUUAAUAUUCCUCAAGUAUCUAAGUUAAAUGUCAAUUAUUUGAAUAGUGUUAUAAAUCUUAUGGACUUGCAUGCACUUUGCACAUUUCAUUUUAUUGCCUUCUAAUAAUAACUUAUUAAUUACUUACAUCAUCAUAUGAUAUAACCAUAUGGUAAUUAAUACGGUAUUUUUUUUUAAUAUUUAAAAGAAGCCUUAAAUUGAGUUCUGCUUGCAUUAUAUUAGUAUAGGAUUACUUUUUUUAUAUUGAUCUAUAAGUGUAAUAUUGGUACUUAUCAAAAAUUAAUUCAUGUUCAUUAAAAUAAUAGAGUCGAGUUAUGAUAACUUGAAAAACUUGGCUACUCAAUUUUUUAAUUUUAUUCCCUAGAAAUUCUUAUAACAUUCAAUGUAUUAUAAGAACUUUUUACUCGAAUAUAAAAUCGUGAUAAAUAGCUAAGUCGAAGUAUAUUACCUAUUUUGUACAUUUUCCUGUUUUCCAUUUUUGUUACAUUUUUGUUCCUCGGUUUUUUGUAUUUGAUAAGAAACUUGAGAAAAUCGAAUAAUGACCUCCCUAGACCAAAUUUUCUACUGUAUCUAAUAAAUAAUACAUAUGUACAUACUUGUAACACCAUUGUAUCUAUUUUAGUUUUUGCAUAACAUUUAUUAUGUGCAUAUAUUUAUCAUAACAUUUUUUAACGUAAAAUUUUAAAAUUGUAUUUCAUUAUAUAACUCAAAGUUUUGAUUUAAUUUUGAUAAAUUUGAGUUAAGUGUCUUGAAGUGAAUUUUUAUCCCCCUUCAACUUUGAGUUAUCGCGACUUGAUUGUAUUAAGUAUAUUUUUGAAUUUUUUUGUUUUGAUAUGUUUGUAGUUUGUAUCAAAACGUAUUCAAAUAUUUGGUUACAUUUCUAUAAUUUACAGUAACUAUGUAGGAGGAACAGGAGUGAAGUGCAUUGUUGUAUUGCUUUUUUAAAUACAUUAAUAAAUUAUGAAUUUUAUAAUUCAUUUUUAAAUUUUUAAUGGGUUUUAAUUGUAUUAAAAUAAUAAUUAUUUUUAAUUUUACAGGCAGUAGUUGAACAGUUUACUUAUGGUCCUUUUGCAACUGCUAGUUUUUUCUAUUUCAUGACACUUCUUGAAGGAGGUACUCUAGAUGAUGCAAAAUUAGAAGUUCAAGAAAAGUUUAUUUCCACGUGGAAGGUACAUACUUUGUCUUUGUUUAGAAAUUUUUUCAUACAUAAAGAUGGUUCCGUUUAAUAUUUAUAUUAUCUUGUUCUCUGGAAGUUAAGUUUCUGAGUUAUACAAAGAAUGUUUUUUUUUAUUAUAAAAUAUAAAAUAAAAACUUCUUCUAUUAUAAGACUGAAGUAUGUUUAAUAUUUGAUAUACAUCAUAACUAGGGCACGCAUUUAUAUUCACUUAAAAUCCGUAAAAAGACACUAAAAAAUAUUUAAAUAAGUUAAAGUGGUAGACAACUUUUAAAGUCCCUACUCUGACUGUUCUCACCCCAUUAAAUACAUUUUUCUAAUACUGACAAAUAAUUUACACAAAGCAUUUAAUUUUUAAACACAUACAAAUUUUUUUGAAAAAAAUUACUUUGAAAUAAACAUUUCUUUUUAGUGUUAAAAACAAUAGAAGGGAAAACUUUUAAAUUCCGCUUAAGAAUAAAAUAGAAUAAUAAUUUACAUAGUUAUGUAAAUCACGUCAUAAGUAUUAUUGUUGGGUAGUUUCUUAAAUCAUGUAGUUCAAGUUAUAAAAAAAAAAAAACAUAUAUAUAUUGCACAUAUGCUUAUUGUAAAAUUACACUUACAGAUUGUAUAUUUUCUAAAAUAAAUGUUAAAAAAAAAAGUUAUGUAAAAGUGUAACAUGAUAAAAACCAGACAAAAUAAAUAAAAUAUUAGAGAAUACAUGUAAAGGAAUAUGAUGUAUAAAAAUCAAUUUUUAUACUCAAAAGACCUAAAUUUAUGUGUUACCUUUAAGGUUGACCAUUUUGUUCAUUAAUGUUCAAUAUUUCAGUUUUCUACAUGCAUUAGAUUUAUUUGUACUUCAAAGACUCUAACACAAACAUUUUAAUUAAUUAUAUUUGAUUCAGGAAACUAGUUUAUCAAUUUGUUUGUACUAAAAUGCCGCAAUAUAUAUGUAUAAUCAAUAAUUAUAAUUUCACUUUUUAUCCAGUUUAUAUGAUAUGAAAUGUGAAUAUAACAAAAAUGUUAAUCUAAAUUCAUGAGAUUAUAAUAAAUAUAUAUACUUUGCUUAAUUAUUUCAUAAUAUAUAGAAUAAUUUUCACUAUACACAUAGUAAAAAUAAAAUUUUAAUCUAAUAAUCUAUUUAGAUUAUAAUUGAAACGUAAUUUUUGUUUGUGUUUUAGAUAGCAAUGAUGGUCUGGCCAGUUUUACAAACAAUAAAUUACUGUGUUAUUCCUGCAAAUAAUCGUUUGAUAUUUGUCAGUUUUGCUGGACUGGUAUGGACUACAUUUUUAGCUUAUAGAAAAUAUGAAAAGAAUAAAAUUUUAUCUUUAGCUGAUAAAAAUACGAAUGAUAGUUAAUGCUCAUUAUUGGGUGUUUUUGUUAUUAGUUCUUUAAAUUAUUGUUGCCAAAUAUUGAUUAUUGUAUUGGUUCAUACAAUCAUCGAUUAAAUUUUACAUAUUUAAACAUUUAAAAGUGUUCUGUGAUUGGUAGUUCUAUAGAUAUAAGUUUUAUAUCUAAUAAAAUUAAAUAAAGAGUUGUAUAUCAAAAUCUUUAAUUCUUUUGGGUUACCUUAGAUUUUUUUAACAAACUCUAAUCUGUAUGUUAUGUUACUGAGUAAUAGCAUUUAUAGAAUAUACAGACACGUGGAAUUAGUUAGAAACUGGUUUUCUGCUGGUGAUGGUGGGGUAUUUCAUAAUGGUGUAGGUGGACAAGAUGUGGAUACUACUCUAUGAGAGGUACACCACCAUUCCCAAUUGAUAAUUGUUUUCAAAUUGUCCUAUAGUUUGGCUUAUCCAUAUAUUAUAAAAUUAAUUAUAAUAUGUACUAAAAUAUUGUCCCUAUAUUGUGCAUUUUAAACUCUAAUUGAUGGCUACUAAACUCUGUGCCACGAGAGAAGUAAUCCAUAUCCUGAUCAAAUUGCGUUCAAAUUCACUCAUCCCCCACUGACAUACCAUUGUUGCAUGAUCACAAUCGUUAACGGUCAGAACGAUGUAUAGUAUGUAUCAUUAAUCAUUACGUGCACUUGAUACAGUGUGAAAAUGCGUCUGUGCCACUACUUCUAUGAACCACACGAUUACUUUCACUCCGUUGACUGUUUAAUGAUUUGUUCUGCACGUGAUAAUUGAUAUUAUAAAUAAAAUUAUAAUAUAAUCACUCUGUAUAUCACUUAUUUUACGCUGUAUGCACGCUAUAUCGCGAAUUGUAGGGAACAAAGUCGGGAAAACUGAGCCUAGUAACACUCCCUACUAUCAGUCUGCAUGCGCAAAAUGGGUUACUUCUCUUGUGGCGCGGAGUAUAGUACUGUUGACUACAAAUGUUACUUUGAUAACCAUUAUAAUUAAUAUAUACCAGAAUUGUUAUUCAGGUUUUGUCUAAUGCUUAAAUUAUAUACUAUGGUUAGAGCUAUAUGUGUUAUAUUCUAUAAACUCCUUGGUGUUCAAUAUAAUCCCAUCUUAUUUUCAUGAUUUUGGAUCACACUCACGCACCAGGCUGCAAAAUACAUCGCCAGUGAGUGUCACCCAAAAUUAUGACUGUAAGUGGAAGGUUUUUUUAGACAUAGUAAUCUAUCCGUAGUACAUGAUCUAAAGUCUAAUGUCAAAUAUUUCUUGAUCUCUAUGUUAUUUAUUUAUGCAAUUUAUAUUUUACCAAUACUGCACUUUUAUUUAAAACUUUUCAUAAUAUGCUGAGCACACAUUUACUUUAUAUGUUAUAUACCAUGUGUACAUUGCACAGUGAAUAAUGCAAAAAUUUUAACUGCUGCUAUUUGAAUUAAAAAUUAAAAUUAAAAUGUAUUUUAAAGCUUUAUUUAUUUUUCUUAAAACAUGAUUCAUUUGCAAUUGAUUCUUGAGUAGAGCUUUUACUAAUGACAAUUUCGUGUUGUCUUGAACCAAUCUUCUUUUAAUCUAAGUGUGUUCUAGUAUCUGACAGUAUUUUACAAUGUUCACUAUUAAAAAAAUUUUAUAUUUGAAGAACUUUAUAUUUAUUUGCGUACAUUCAAAUUUUCAAAUUACAUGAUUACCAAUUACUUGUGUUAUUUAUUAUUUUACAAAAAGCCUGUAUGAAAUGGUAAUGAAUUACUUUUUGAUAAUAAUAUUUAGACAACACUAGUCAAAAUAAUUAUUGUUUUAUUGUAUAACAUUUACAUUGUUUUUAUGUGAUUUUUUUUUGUUUAUGUUAUUGUUGUAAUAAUAAUGUAGUAUAAAUUCCUCCAGUCUACCUCUACAAUAUUUAAAUAAUAUUUAAAUGCGUUAAUUUAUUUUAUUAAUAGGUGAAAUAAAUGUUAUGUUAGAAUUUCUUAUUGUUAAAACAUGUACUGUAUUGAUUGAAAUAUAAUGUGAUAUUAAUUAAUUAAAUAAAAUUAGUAACAGUUUAUUAUUUUAAAUUUUUAAAUAAUAUAGUUUAUAUAAUUUUAAAAAUUACUACUAAAUUAUAGCUAUAAAAUUACAGCUGAAUAUGCAAUCAUGAAAGCUAAUGCCUUGGGUGUUUAAAGUUGUUUACUUUUGUCGAAUUCUCCCCAAAAUUAAAGAUUAUUGCACUGUCUGUUAUAUAAAUAUAUUUAUACAUAUAUGUAUCUUUUUCUUGAAAUAUUAGAACAAUUUCAGCAGCUCCUUCUGGACCAAAAGAGCUCAAACAUGGAAAUGAAAGUUGUUUAUAGGCAAAUUGAAGUAAUCAAAUUUUGGUUGAAUUUCAGUGUGUGGACUUCACUAUGUUAUUGAAGUGUUUUUUUUAAAUUUGUAUACCCCUACACUAUAGACCUUCCAAACAAAACCAAAGGAAAAAUGUAUGUACAUAGUGUAAACAUCAAGGUUGUGUUUUUGGUCAUUUUAACUUUUAAUUUCUUUCAACCAUUUUUAUGUUUAUAUUUCAUGUUUAAACAGGAAAUUCCAGAUUUUGUAUACCCUUUAGACUCAUGAAAGUAAGAAACUGAUAAAAUGUGUAUACACAAAUAGAAUUUUUGUCAAGAAUGUGUCUUUAGCAAAUAUGUCCUAUAUGUCCUUGAGAAUUUGAGAAGAACUUUAUCUAUUUUUAUAAAACUUUUAUUGAAUAUCCUUGCCGCAAUAUAGAAAGAAAAAAAAAUGAAAUAUUGUCAACAAGUUAGGUAGGGGAAAAUUCGACUCUAGUGAUUUUAGUUGCUUUAUUAUUUACGUGUUUUUUAAUUUAUAAUUAUAUUUUUUUAUUUUACAUUUAAUCUUACAUUAUUAUUGUUUAUUGUUAUAGAAUUGUCAUAGAUAUUAUAGUUCUUUCACAUAUGUUAUAAAUACCAAGAAAAACUAUUCAAUUUUCUGUUUAAAUUAUACCAUAUUCCAAUAAUUUUUACAAUUUAAUAUACAAAUUCAAUCUAAUUAUUAUUAUUUUUUUUAAUUUGACCAUUCCAUUAUUUUAUUAUCUUUGUUAAAUGUUGAAAUGUUAUGUAGUUGUUCUUUAAAUAUAAUAAUAUUGUAGCUUAUUUAAAGUU